Messenger RNA from Pezoporus occidentalis (night parrot), 2901 nucleotides. It is a transcript of the gene LRRC2, whose product is annotated as leucine rich repeat containing 2. Bases 44 to 1162 code for a protein of 372 amino acids. The transcript has 8 exons. NCBI's taxonomy places the organism in Eukaryota, Metazoa, Chordata, Aves, Psittaciformes, Psittacidae. The record is from RefSeq and is a predicted model, not a curated record. Gene Ontology annotation, molecular function: protein binding.
UCAUGAUGGCUUGUUCUUGCAGGAGAAGCUUAAUGUCAACAGUAUGGGGCAUCAGGUGAUAAUAUUUGACUUUUCUCUCAUAAGAGGACUGUGGGAAACUCGAGUUAAGAAGAACAAAGAACGUCAGAGAAAAGAGAAGGAAAGAUUAGAAAAAAGCUCAUUGGAGAAGAUAAAGCAGGAAUGGAAUUUCAUAUUAGAGUGCCGGAAGAAAGGUAUUCCUCAGUCAAAAUACCUCAAGAAUGGCUUUGUAGACGCUGAUAAGAAGAUUCUGGACACAUAUGGAAAGACACCUCACCUGCAGAAGAAGCGUGUUUUGCCAGAUGAAGCAAAUAAGGAAAGAAACAAGUUUAUUUUUCACCUUUCUGGAGAGCAGUGGACGGAAUUUCCAGAUUCUCUGAAAGAGCAGAUCUACCUGAAAGAGUGGCAUGUGUACAAUACAUUGAUACAAACCAUUCCAGCCUACAUUGCAUUAUUUCAAGAUCUGAGAGUACUGGAGUUGUCAAAAAAUCGAAUCAACCAUCUCCCAGUGGAAAUUGGCUGCUUAAAAAAUCUCAGAGUGCUCAAUGUGAGUUUCAAUAAUUUGAAGUCAGUUCCUCCAGAACUGGGUGACUGUGAGAAUCUAGAAAAACUGGAUUUGUCUGGAAAUAUGGAAAUAACAGAGCUCCCAUUUGAACUAAGUAACCUGAAAGAAGUCACAGUUGUGGAUGUGUCAGCAAACAAGUUCCAUUCUAUUCCAAUUUGUGUACUUCGUAUGUCUAAUUUGCAGUGGUUGGAUAUUAGCAGCAACAACCUGAAAGACCUCCCAGAAGACAUAGACAGGUUAGAUCAACUUCAGACACUUCUUCUGCAGAAGAACAAGUUGACUUAUCUUCCACGAGCUCUUGUCAAUAUGCCAAAGCUCAGUUUGCUAGUUGUCAGUGGUGAUAACCUGGUUGAGAUACCCACCGCUGUAUGUGAGUCAACCACAGGUUUAAAAUUUGUAAGUCUCAAGGACAGCCCAGUUGAAACUAUUGUAUGUGAAGACACUGAAGAAAUUGUAGAAAGUGAACGUGAACGGGAGCAAUUCGAGAAAGAGUUUAUGAAAGCAUACAUUGAAGACCUAAAAGAAAGGGAUUCUGCUCCUUCCUACACUACAAAAGUAUUAUUCAGUCUUCAGCUCUGAAGAACAGAAAUCUCUAAAUCACAAGUGAACAUCAGAAUAUUACUAUCCAUCGUAAUAGAAAACACUGGAAAUCACAGAUGGCCAGAAGCACUUAAAAAUCACCAUGAUUUUUUUUUAUUUCUUACUAUAGUUACUCCCAGUAACUGCGGAUAAAACAAAGAGCAGUAGAGCCUUCAUAAGAUGCUCUUUCACCUUUUAAAUCAACAAAUUUAUUUUCUAGUCCACAGCAGCAGCCACUAAUUUACAUCUAGACCUGAUGAAAGUAAAUAUUCACUGUAAUAAAAUAUACACAGGCAUCGAUACCCUCAGGUUGAAUACACUAUAUGCUGUAGUUAAAGCAGUGGAACAUAAUCACCAUCUUAAAAAGAGAUUUUCUUUUAUAAGAGGUGAAGGAUUAAUUUAGAAAAUGAAUGUGAGCUGUUUUUUUCUUAAGUCCAAAUAACUCACUUAGUGCUUUACAAUAUUUAAAGUGCAAACACAUAUAUAGUUGUUUGCAUUUACUUUCUGUUCUUCAAGGAAAUUGUCCUUCCUGGGAUUUUCAGUUUAGAUAAAAUUCAACAACUUUAUAAAUAGAAACUGCAGCAAUUCAGAUGCUUUGUUCCAAGCAUAUUAUAAGCUUUUAAUCUGUUUUCAAAUUCAAGUACCAACAUGACUGAAACUGUGCAAAGCAGUCUUAUAAUAUAGCAGUGUAUAAAAUAAGAUUUUAAGGAGUAAGCAGUGUAAACAAAUACUAUCAGCAAAAUGUUGCUAAAGUUCUCCUGCUAAUGGUUUCAGGUUACAGCAUUUCGUGGACAUUUAUUGACAUUUUCCAAGUUGUAUAAGAAUGAGUUUGCUGGAUAAGAAGUUUUGUUGCUUUCCAUUUACUAACCUGUUUAUAUAUAACUACGCAUGUAUAGGUACAUAGAGUCUCAGGAAUCUAAUUUUGCAUUUUUUUUGUUUGUUUAAUAAAUUAAUACUUUUUGAUCUAAAAAGACUUGGAAUUUUGAGUAUUAAGACUCAAAUUAAACUCAAAUUUGAAAAUGUAAAUAGUCCUAAACUUAUGAGUGUAGUUAGGGGAAAUUAUGUUUACAUCUUGCUUUUUUUCUUAUAGAAAGCUAUGUCCAGUUCUGUGCAGUAGUGUCAUUUAAAUCAGUCAUAUUUAAAAAGCAAAAGAUGUGCUCCUUAAGACUUCUAUAUAUAUAAAAAAAAAAAUACUACUUUUGCUGUUUUCCUUCUUCUUUAACUUUUUAGCAUUAAUUCUUUUGAAAGAAAAGAAUUUUUAAAUAGUAAGUGUGUUAUUUAUUCCCAUCACAAACUUCUGUUGUUAGAUUACUAACCAAAAUUAAACUCUCUCAAGUUGGUCUUUCUUUAGGUGUUAAUGCUGCUUUUAAGCAAGAGCUGAAGCAAAGAGAACGUUUCAAAAAACUCCAAGUGGGCUUAUAGAAAUCAGUCUUUCUGAAACUACCCUACAAAACUUUUUUUCAGUGAAAUUAUAAAAUUUGUUGAUUAGGUAUUAAUAUUGAUGUAAUAAACUUCCUUAAGACAUCUGAUUUGGCAUUGCUUGAAAUUCUGCUUGUAGAGUUCUAUUGUAGUCUAGUAUACCUGAAAAUCAGAAACGGAAAUCACAGCUGCAGUGUUUAUAGAAUUUUGAUGUCCAUUAUGGGAGCUGUAACUUUUAAGAAAAAACAGUGGUGUAAAUGGAAUUAACAAAACAAAGAUUCUGCUGUCAGAAUUUUUGAAUAAAACUACAGAGUAAUUUU